Molecule: messenger RNA, 1308 nt
Organism: Symbiodinium necroappetens
Lineage: Eukaryota; Dinophyceae; Suessiales; Symbiodiniaceae
Source: the annotation of a GenBank genome assembly
GCGAGCUCGGCCGCCGUGAGCAGUUGGCGAGCUCGGGACACUUCACUCGGACCUGCUGAGCUCCCCUUGCGCACCACAGGUGCGCCGCGGCGAGGAGUCGCGACGAGCAGCCUCCAAGAGUGCCGUCCACUGGCCGCGCUGGAACGCAGCGGCCUCGGUGAGGAGUUCGUGCAACUCGUGCUCUGGGCUUCUCCGAGCUCGGCAGCGGGGAGGACACCCGGCGCGGAAGCGCCUUGCCAUUCAUCCGUGGAGUCGCGCAAGCGGCCCGAUGAUGCGGUCAGCAAGAUUGUGGUCGAGAUGGUGCAGGGGGAAUGCGGCAUCGCUUCCAAUGAAGGCAAAAGACGCGCAUACAGCUAUGCCAGUGACUGGCGCGCCGCGGCCGCCUCGGUCCGGGCACCGCGCUGGCGGGCUGUGCUCCCGGUCUUCGUGCAGCAAGCUGUGACCAGCACGGCACUGGGGUCAGCUUGGCCCCCACCGCCCCACGCGAGUCAAAGCCAAGGGAAGUGCCACCAUCCAAGCGGCGGCCUCCAGGCUCUAGGGCAGCGCCGCGCCACAACCAUGGCGAAGCGUUGCAGCACCAGAGCUGUAAUUCAAAUAUUUCUGACAGGUAUGUGCUUGGCGACAGCAAUCACCGCAUUCACGUUCGCGUUCGUGUUCGAGCAGUUCAUGGAUCAGAUGACAGAGAACUAUCGUGGUGACCUUCGCUCUGAGAACUUGCCUUGCAUAAGAAGCACUUUGGAUUUGUGCCCCAAUGCGAUCACGGACAAAUGCUGGGAUCGCUGCUGCCCUCCUGGCUAUUUCUGCUCGCGUUCGCCCAUCGUCGGGCUGUAUUGCCAGCAUGGCCUCACUUCUUGUGAGGACUUCAAUUGGUGCCGCGACUUUGCAGACAUCCCGCGGACCUGCGCAACCUCCGUCUGCAAAACCAACCAGAUGGUGACGCGGGUGACAUCGUGGUCCUACAUCUUAGCUGCUAUUGGCAUCUUCCUAGACCUGGUUGACAUCAUCACCAUCUUUACACUGCCAGAUGCGGUGGUGUUCAAGGCAGCGACCAACGUCUUCUCCAGCCUCGUAAAGUGGUUGGCGUUCGGUCUCGUAGUUGGUGCGGGCACGCAGGGUUUCAUGGCAGAGCUCGAAAUGGGUAGAUGUUUCAACGGCGGUGGCAUGCAGCUGGUGGCAGAUGCUGGGGGCCUCUUUGUCUCCUACGCCAUCGUGCAAGUUGUGAGCGCCACUCUGAGCCUCGUCCUCGCGCCCUUCUCCGCCUACUUUGGCGGGAAACUGCAAGGAGGGGAAGUGCCUUAUGUGAAGUGA